Messenger RNA from Linum trigynum, 2292 nucleotides. NCBI's taxonomy places the organism in Eukaryota, Viridiplantae, Streptophyta, Magnoliopsida, Malpighiales, Linaceae. The record is from the annotation of a GenBank genome assembly.
ACAACGUUUGGUAUGUGUGAUUGUGUAUGUCGCAUCAGCUAAAAGCUGAGAAAAAACAAUCUCAACUCAACUAUCUCAACAAUCACAACUAAAAGUUGAGAUAUAACAAUCACUCAAAAUGAGUGAUAGUUUCUGUCACAUCACAGAAACAAUCUAUGUAUUGUUUCUGCUAAAAAAAAAAAAAAACGAUGCAUUGUAAACAAUACAUGCAUAAUGACAAUCUCAACAAAACAAUCGCAACUUCUAAACGACCCCUAUGAUUCAAACUUUUAUGCAUGAUGAAAGCUUUCAUUUUGUUAUGUAAACGAAGAAAAGUAAUUCUCAACUCUAUUUACAAGUAAUCUUAUGGAAUAUAAUGAAAAGCAUAUAUCGAAUAAUCUGAUGUAAUAAGGAACGAGCAUUGUGAGAUUGAUGGAAUAGCUAAUUAAGUAUUUAGACACUUUUAUCGAUGAAACUGAUAUAAAAGGGAAAUAAAAUUCUUUUGACCAUCAAGUAAGAAGUAAAAAUAUUAAGAGGAAACCAGGGUUAUAAUAAUUUACCUUUUCAGGAAUUUAUGCAUAACAAAAAUAAAGGGUCUUGGAAAUCAAUACUAAUCCAGCCGGGAAUCAAUUUUUCUGGCAAGCGGGAUGGGAGCUGGAGGCCCAACCCACUGAAACACGAAGGCGGCCUUGGAAAACCAGCGUGUUCGCUGUCUCGUCAUCGCCGAUUCUCCUAGCAGUCGCUCGCUUCUGGCGACUCGAGAGGUUCUCGCACUUUGUCUGUCCUCCAUUCAACUCUCUGGAUUAAGGAGCGGACUGAAUUCUCAGAAAAAAAGGGAUCGGGUAAGAACAAAAUCUCCAGCUAAAGCUCCUUAUGUAGUGCCGAGUACAGAUUCACCCGGUGAGAAUCUUGCACAUCAUUGUCUUCCGAAGUUUACCUGCUUCAUCAAUUUGUUGCCCUCCUCGCUCUAGGGUUUUUGUCUCUAGGGUUUCCGGAAGAAUGUUGCUUUCUGGACUCCGUUGUUAGGGCAUUGAUUUUUAAUGGAUAAUUGUCAUGCUUAUGUUAUUACUUUGUGGUGUCAGAGAAUGGAACUUACUUUCUGCUCCUGAAUCUGCUGUACCAUGAAGUGCGAAUGGUCUUUGCUGAGUAGAUUUAUUUUGGAUUCUGAAUGUCAUAUAGGUGUUGCGAUCAACCUGCAAAGCGGGGUUUAUUUGAGCGAUGAGACGGCAGGGCCAGUAUGCUGAUUCUGGUGGCACUGCUUAUGGUGGUGGUCAGAUGCAGCAGCAUACUUCUAGUCAGAGGGUCGAACAAGGGUCUGAUCAUUUCCAAGGACAACUGGAGGCCUUCACUCCUGAGAGAGAGACGUCUUAUACUUCCUCGAAACCUGAUGGACAGUGGCGAUGGGUGAGGGAUGAAUCAAAGCCGGUAGCAUCUCAGAUGUUCAAUGAAGGUCAAGUGGUUGAUGCAUCAAGGACUUAUAUUCAGGGGAAAAGGCCCGAGUCCCAUGUGGGUCUAGAGCAACAAGGGAACCUUGAUCCUAGAUCUCGAUCACGAGAGGAAGAUAUGCAGAGCUCUUAUGAGGACAAACCACGUUUGCAAACUUUUGAAGGCCUUGAGCAGAAAUUCAUUGAUGACAUCAUGAAAUUAGCCAAGGAGCAGAGUGAUGCUGAGGAUGCAGAGAUUUCCAGACACAGAGAGAAAAUAAAAUCCAUAAACGACCGGCAUCAGGAACAACUAUCAGCACUUCGAGCUAGGCACGCAAGUCGAAGAGAAGAACUGCUUCGGAAGGAGUCACAAGUACGACAACACCGAUAUCAGCAGGCAAUGAUGGAUCAUUACCCAAACAACAGCAACAGCAUGGCUCCUGGAGAAUCCCUUGGCUAUAGCGCUUCACGUGCAGGCUCAGCAUCUAUCAAUGAAGCUCAGCAAGCUAAUUAUAGCGGAAGCCCUUUCGACUCUUACCAGGAGAAGGCUCGUUUCCUCGGUAAUAACGCAAGGGAUCAAGGAUACGGGACCAGAGGCCAAUACCCUGCAGGGGGACGUGUGUAUGAUUCAGGCACACGCUACUAUUGAUCGGUUCACUUCAUCAUCUCAUCCGUGGUGCCAGGUUAAAAUAUAGCCUUCACUUUGUAGGCUGCUUAUAUGCUAACAUAUCUAUGUUACUCUUGCUAGCUACUUUCCCCCCCUGGCUUCUGUCCUUAUGGCAUUGUUGCCCUCUUGCCGUUUCAUUGUGUUAUUAUCUGACCUUAAACUCCACUUAUGAAACCCAGUUUAGUGAAAGAAAAAAAACCAAAAUAAAUUAGUUUGUUAAUU